UGUGGCGGCCGCGGCGAUCGCGUCUGCUCUUUAGCUCUGAGUCCCGCUGUAGCUCCUGGAAUCGCCCGGCGCGUCCGAUCCGUGCAUUUCCCGCAGCAGGUCUCCUGCCCGCGCCUGGCCUCAGCAGCCUCUCACCAGCGCCCGACACCCACGUUGGUGCCUCCAGCCUGCCGGUCCGCACCACUCGCUGCCUUUGCUUCUCCACACAUGGCCUCCUCCGCGCAGAGCGGCGGCCCUUCUGGGGGACCCGCGGUCCCCACCGUGCAGCGGGGCAUCGUCAAGAUGGUUCUCUCCGGGUGUGCCAUCAUUGUCCGAGGGCAGCCACGUGGUGGGCCUCCUCCUGAGAGGCAGAUCAACCUCAGCAAUAUUCGUGCUGGAAACCUUGCCCGGCGGGCAGCUGCCACGCAACCUGAUGGAAAAGAUACCCCUGAUGAGCCCUGGGCUUUCCCUGCUCGAGAGUUUCUGCGGAAGAAGCUGAUUGGCAAGGAAGUCUGUUUCACGAUAGAAAACAAGACUCAACAGGGGCGAGAGUACGGCCUGAUCUACCUUGGAAAAGAUACUAACGGGGAAAACAUCGCAGAGUCGCUGGUUGCAGAUGGCUUGGCCGCCCGCAGAGAAGGUGUGAGAGCUAACACUCCAGAGCAGAACCGGCUUGCAGAAUGUGAGGAACAAGCAAAGGCGGCUAAGAAAGGGAUGUGGAGUGAGGGGAACGGCUCCCACACCAUCCGAGACCUCAAGUACACCAUUGAGAACCCCAGGCACUUUGUGGACUCCCACCAUCAGAAGCCUGUCAACGCUAUCAUCGAGCACGUGCGGGAUGGCAGCGUGGUGAGGGCCCUGCUCCUCCCAGAUUACUACCUGGUUACGGUCAUGCUGUCGGGGAUCAAGUGCCCAACGUUUCGGCGGGAAGCGGAUGGCAGUGAGACGCCGGAGCCCUUUGCGGCAGAAGCCAAAUUCUUCACCGAGUCACGAUUGCUUCAGAGAGACGUUCAGAUCAUUCUGGAGAGCUGCCACAACCAGAACAUUCUGGGCACCAUCCUCCAUCCGAACGGGAACAUCACGGAGCUCCUCCUGAAGGAAGGGUUUGCCCGUUGUGUGGAUUGGUCGAUUGCAGUCUACACUCGCGGUGCGGAGAAGCUGAGGGCCGCCGAGAGGUUUGCCAAGGAGCGCAGGCUGAGAAUAUGGAGAGACUAUGUAGCUCCCACUGCUAAUUUGGACCAAAAGGACAAGCAGUUUGUUGCCAAGGUGAUGCAGGUUCUGAAUGCGGAUGCCAUUGUUGUGAAGCUCAACUCCGGAGACUACAAGACUAUCCAUCUGUCAAGCAUCCGACCCCCACGGCUGGAGGGGGAGAACACACAGGAUAAAAACAAGAAACUGCGUCCUCUGUAUGAUAUUCCUUAUAUGUUUGAGGCCCGGGAAUUUCUUCGAAAAAAGCUUAUUGGGAAGAAGGUCAACGUGACAGUGGACUACAUUAGACCAGCCAGCCCUGCCACAGAGACCAUACCUGCCUUUUCAGAGCGCACCUGUGCCACUGUCACCAUUGGAGGGAUCAACAUCGCCGAGGCCCUUGUCAGCAAAGGUCUAGCAACAGUGAUCAGAUACCGGCAGGACGACGACCAGAGGUCCUCACACUACGACGAGCUGCUCGCAGCAGAGGCCAGAGCUAUUAAGAAUGGCAAAGGAUUGCACAGCAAGAAGGAAGUGCCUAUCCACCGUGUUGCAGACAUAUCUGGGGACACCCAAAAGGCCAAGCAGUUCCUGCCCUUCCUGCAGCGAGCAGGCCGCUCUGAGGCUGUGGUGGAGUACGUGUUCAGCGGUUCUCGGCUCAAACUCUACUUGCCAAAGGAAACUUGCCUUAUCACCUUCUUGCUUGCGGGCAUCGAAUGCCCCAGGGGAGCCCGAAACCUCCCAGGCCUUGUGCAAGAAGGAGAGCCCUUCAGUGAAGAAGCCACACUUUUCACCAAGGAACUGGUGCUGCAGCGAGAGGUGGAAGUGGAGGUGGAGAGCAUGGACAAGGCUGGCAACUUCAUCGGCUGGCUGCACAUGGACGGCGCCAACUUGUCCGUCUUGCUGGUGGAGCACGCGCUCUCCAAGGUCCACUUCACCGCUGAGCGCAGCUCCUACUACAAGUCCCUGCUGUCUGCCGAGGAGGCCGCCAAACAGAAGAAAGAGAAGGUCUGGGCACACUAUGAAGAGCAGCCCGUGGAGGAGGUGAUGCCCGUGCUGGAGGAGAAGGAGCGAUCUGCCAGCUACAAGCCCGUGUUUGUCACGGAAAUCACUGACGACCUGCACUUCUACGUGCAGGACGUGGAGACGGGCACCCAGCUGGAGAAGCUGAUGGAGAACAUGCGCAACGACAUCACCAGCCACCCCCCUGUGGAGGGCUCCUAUGCCCCCCGCCGGGGAGAUUUCUGCAUUGCCAAAUUUGUUGAUGGAGAAUGGUACCGCGCCCGAGUGGAGAAAGUCGAGUCUCCUACCAAAGUCCACGUCUUCUACAUUGACUACGGCAACAGAGAGAUCCUGCCACCCUCCCGUCUGGGGACCCUGCCGCCGGCCUUCAGCACCCGCGCGCUGCCAGCUCAAGCCACAGAGUACGCCUUUGCCUUCAUCCAGGUGCCCCAAGAUGAGGACGCGCGCACAGACGCCGUGGACAGCGUGGUUCGGGACAUCCAGAACACUCAGUGCCUGCUCAACGUGGAGCACCUGAGUGCUGGCUGCCCCCACGUCACCCUGCAAUUCGCCGACUCCAAGGGCGACGUGGGCCUGGGCCUGGUGAAGGAGGGGCUGGUCAUGGUGGAAGUGCGCAAGGAGAAGCAGUUCCAGAAAGUGAUCACAGAAUACCUAAACGCCCAGGAGUCGGCCAAGAGCGCCCGGCUGAACCUGUGGCGCUAUGGAGACUUCCGAGCCGACGACGCCGAUGAGUUUGGCUACAGCCGCUGAGGAGGGGGUCGCGUCCGGCCCCCAGCCCUGCUCGCGCCAGUACCUCUUCCUGUGCCGGGAGGGGAUUGCAACUGCAGACCCCAGGGGCGGGGGCAUAGAUUGGGUCUAGCUUUGCUUCUUCUACUGUGGCAUCAGGACUGACGGGGGUGGGGAGGGGCCCGGCUCUCUGGGGACAGGCCCUCGUCCUCUGGAAUGACAGGUACCAUCAUGCUCAGCCUCUCCCAGUUGAUUUUCUAUUUUUAUUUGGGGGUUUGUGGUUUUUUUGAAAAAAAAAUGUCCUCAAAUCAGGAAGAGACCUGCAGGACUUGGUCCUGGUGGCGUGUGCAGUCCCGUCCCUGCCUCUGUCCCAGCCGCCCUUCUUCCUCAGCUCUGUCAACGCUGAUUUUGUGACUUCUCUGAUACAUAUCCCUUCUCAGAUGUCGGCGUGUCCACACCCACUCCCUCAGCAGCCCGUUCUGUAUUUAAAGCUUUCAAGGCCCAAUAAAGUAGUACAUGCUGUGUGCA
Lepus europaeus (European hare) is the source of this 3444-nucleotide messenger RNA. RefSeq names its product staphylococcal nuclease and tudor domain containing 1 (gene SND1). Gene Ontology annotation, cellular component: nucleus; cytosol; RISC complex. Gene Ontology annotation, molecular function: RNA binding; nuclease activity. The coding region runs from base 208 to 2940 and encodes 910 amino acids. The transcript has 24 exons. The record is from RefSeq and is a predicted model, not a curated record. Gene Ontology annotation, biological process: mRNA catabolic process; regulatory ncRNA-mediated gene silencing. Lineage: Eukaryota; Metazoa; Chordata; Mammalia; Lagomorpha; Leporidae.